UGGCACGGUUUCAGGCGAGGUGAUGGAGGAUCGACAGUGGCCGUUGCAAGAUACUCUUUUGCAGCCGCGACACGACCGAGAUGCUGACCGUCGUCACGAGCAGCGACCUGCUGCGCACGAUCUGCGCGUACCAAGUCGGCGUGUACGACAUCUGCCGCGAGCCAUGGGUCGCCAAGCAGUGGGCACGAACCAAGGCUGCGGACCUCGGCGCGUCCUCGUCGUUCCACCGCGACUCGUGGGGCAUCUCGGCCUUUGAGUAUGACCUCUUUCACUUUCAGGUGCACUUUGGCCCGUGGUACGCCUGCCACGGCGUUGACGGCGCCAAACGACUUGUGGCGUGCAAGCCAGCGCUGCUAUCGUGGGUGCUCGAUCACAGCGUGCGGCACGGUGACGCUAACCUCUUGGCUGCGCUUCCAGCGAACACGUACACCACACCCACGAUGAUCAACGUUGCGGCCUACUACGGGCACUUGCGCGUUCUGCAGCUGCUCAUGGGCAACCAAGCGCCAGGCUUCUCAAGCGCCGCAGUCCACGCCGCCGCGUAUCGAGGCCACAUGCACGUCGUCCAGUGGCUCGUCGCCCGCGGCGUGCGGUACGCCGAGACGUACACUUGCCUCCUUGGCGGCACGUUCACCGUGGAUGCGAUGGGGUUUGCUGCCGAGGCCGGCCACCUCGACGUCGUCAUGUACCUCUUUGGCGUCCAGACUCUGCGCAAUGUAUCGCUGGCGAUCAACAAGGCCGCGGUGCAGGGGCAUGUCCACGUGUUCGACUUUCUGUACCGAGCGACGCGGCACGUGUGCUCGACCAACGCUCUCGAGUUUGCCCAGCGCCGAGGCCACACGGAGCUGCUCGCGUAUUUAGCCGCCCACCACAUCGAGGCGCGCGACCAGUAGUAGGAGGCUCCUGAUCGCAAAGGAA
Saprolegnia diclina VS20 is the source of this 918-nucleotide messenger RNA. RefSeq lists its product as hypothetical. The coding region runs from base 81 to 893 and encodes 270 amino acids. NCBI's taxonomy places the organism in Eukaryota, Oomycota, Saprolegniomycetes, Saprolegniales, Saprolegniaceae. The record is from RefSeq and is a predicted model, not a curated record. The transcript has a single exon. Gene Ontology annotation, molecular function: protein binding.